This is a messenger RNA of Anopheles coluzzii, 5180 nucleotides long. RefSeq names its product acetylcholinesterase (gene Gli). Gene Ontology annotation, cellular component: cell surface; tricellular tight junction; septate junction. The transcript is spliced from 8 exons. Bases 568 to 3489 code for a protein of 973 amino acids. The record is from RefSeq and is a predicted model, not a curated record. Lineage: Eukaryota; Metazoa; Arthropoda; Insecta; Diptera; Culicidae.
UCACGCACGCACAUUGUACAAACAAUAGUGUAGGAGUGAGCACGUCGCCUUUGGUUCGCGCAAAGGGCGCUGCAGUUUCUGUCGGAGACCCGCCCGUUUGUCACGCGCGCUUGUUGUGCGAGAGGUAAAGUUGCGUAGAAAUGUUCGCAAGUGGAGUGCGCCGCACCGAUCGUACCCUAAAACAGUAAACACAGUGAGACAGAAGUGAUUAACAAAAAAAAAGGGUGUAAACAUUACCCGUUUUGCCAGACAGCCAUUGGGAAUUCGUGUCUUUGUUUUACGGGGGCGCUCUCUUUGUGACAUAAUAUUCCAGCUCGAUGAUGAGACGCACCGAUUACAACUGAUGACGUAGCGCCCGUAAGUACUCCGACUGCCUAAUUGAGGUUCGUGUCUCGCCGCGGUGACGACGGCCGACGACAGGUGACGAACCUCCUCCAUUGGGCAGAAGCAAAACAAACUGUGUGGAAGAGAGAGAGAGAGACAACGGUGUGAGAGUGAAACAGUGCGAACCGAGUUUACGGAGGAGUAGAAAACGUGCCAACCAGCGGCAACCGUCGAUGAGUCCCGAUGACGCUGUCCCGGGAGCAUCAUCAUCAUGCAUCGCUCCUCCUGCUGGUGGUGAUCGUCGGGGUCGCGUCGCUGGUCGGUGUGUGCGACGGCCAGUACUACACGACGCGUGAUCCCCGAUGGUACUCGCGGGAAGGUGACUUUAACUACAAAAUUCCCAACCCGGGCGAUCCAGAGUAUCGGACAUACACAUUCAACAAUCGAAGGUAUGGAUACUAUCAACCGAACGGAUACGGUCAACAGUACCCGGGACAGAGCCUUCCGGGGCAGUACCCGAGCAACACCGGCCUAGGAGACGAUCGCUUCAAGUAUGAUCCGACCAAUCCAACGCUCGCCCAGACACCGUUCCCCGGUGUGCUCGGCGGUUGGCGGGAAGAUCUUCAGGGUAAGCUGCGCCGCGAUUCGAUGCAGCUCGAGCGGGACGUGUUCGUGACGACCAACUACGGUCAGGUGCAGGGCUUCAUGGUGUAUCUGUACGACAAUCCGGACCCGAAGAACCUGUACCGCCCGUGGCACAGCAACGUCGAUCGCAUCAUGGGCAAGUGUUCCACCUUUCUGGGCAUCCCGUACGCACUGCCACCGACCCACGAGGGACGGUUUAAGCCACCGCGUCAACAUCGGGGCUGGCAGCUGGUGCAGGCGGUCGAUUAUGGCCCGGCCUGUCCGCAGCCGGUACAGUAUACGGGCGCUACGAAAGGUAUCCGCGAUAUGGACGAAGACUGUCUGUACUUGAACAUCUUUUCGCCUAAUACACAAGCAGGAGUCGCUCAACGCUACCCGGUCAUGAUCUACAUCCACGGUGGUGAGUUUGUGCGCGGUGCUUCCAACACCUUCCCGGGGCAUAUGCUGGCCGCGUUCUACGAUGUGGUGGUCGUCACCUUCAACUACCGCCUCGGAGCGCUCGGGUUCCUCUCAACCGGGGACGAAAACUCUCCGGGCAACUAUGGCAUCCUCGACCAGAUUAUGGCCGUCCGGUGGGUGUACGAAAACAUUGAAUCGUUCAACGGUGACCGUAACUCGAUCACACUGUUCGGCCCUGGGGCCGGUGGUGCCUCCGCCGGACUGUUGAUGGUGGCACCGCAAACGAAGGACAUUGUGACGCGCGUCAUCGGGCAGUCCGGUUCGGCCCUGGCCGACUGGGCGCUGAUCGUGGACAAGUGGCGAGCGCAGAAUACGAGCCGCGUGUUUGCCCAGAACGUGGGCUGCUCGAUCGAGACGUCCUGGAAGAUGGUGAACUGUAUGCGCAACGGGCGCAGUUCGUACGAGCUGGGCAAUGCGGAGUUCCCGCCCCACGUUGGGCUGUUCCCGUGGGGUCCGGUGUUGGAGAACAAUUUCACCUUCCCGGGGGAUAGCUGGUACGAGGGAUGGAGCGAGCGCGAUUGGCACUUUCUGGCGGAAACGCCGGAAAGUUUGAUCCGGCGGAGGCAUUUUAACCGCGGGCUGCAUUACAUGAGCGGCGUGACGCUGCAGGAGGCGGCGUUUGUGAUUACGGGGAACAAGUCGCUGGCGCCGUACUUUGAGGUCGAUGAGCGGUUCUUCGAUCAGAAGGUGCGCGAGCUGGUGCUGAGGUACAAUUACACGCUGAAUUUGAACGGGACGUACGAGGCGAUCAAGUACAUGUACACGUACUGGCCGGAUCCGAAGAACACCACCUUCAUCAGGGAGCAAUACAUUAAUCUCCUUUCGGACUUCCUGUAUCGGGCACCGACGGACAAGCUGAUCAAGCUGCUCGUCGAACAGAACGUUCCGGUGUACAGCUACGUGAUGAACACCACGAUCGAGGGUCUGAAGUUGGCCGAAUGGUGUAAGGUUCCGCACGACAUCGAGCAUUACCUACUCGCCGGUGCACCGUUCAUGGAUGUGGAGUUCUUCCCGAGGCGUGAGCGCUUCGAUCGGCUGAUGUGGACGGACAACGAUCGCAACAUGAGCCACUUCUUCAUGAAGACGUACUCGGACUUUGCGCGGCAUGGUAAUCCAACGCCAACGCAGGUGCUUGGUUUGUACUUUGAGAAGGCGCGCAAUGGAGAGCUGAAGUAUCUCAACCUAAACACGACCUACAACUCGACGAUCAUGAUGAACUACCGGCAGACGGAGAGUGCCUUUUGGAUGGAGUAUUUACCAACAGUGGUCGGUGUGCUGAUACCUACCUAUCCACCAACGACGGAGUUCUGGUGGGAGCCGAAGGAACCGUUGCAGAUCGCGUUCUGGAGCUUGGCCGCGGCCUGUCUCAUACUGAUGGUGCUCGUCGUAAUAUGCUGUAUGAUGUGGCGCAGCGCAAAACGAGAAUCUGAUCGCCUCUACGACGAAGCCGUCUUCGGCAUGGACAAUCCCGAGUCCGAGCGGGACACGGUGAUGGAGAACAACAUGCUCCAAGCGCAGCCACUGCGCGGCCAGUCCGGCAACAUCUACGAGUACCGGGACUCCCCGUCCAAGUACAGCAAGAUGCCACCGGACGGCGGCGGCGGUUCCAUCCGGUCGCCGAGCAGUCUCGGCAUGACGCAGGUAACGGGGAAGAGUGGACUUACCGGCAGCCAAAGUUCGCUACGCAGUGCCAUCUCGAUGAAGGAAUCGUCCUCCAUCUCACCGCCACCACUGUCGAAGGAGUCCAACUUCGAUCGGAACAUCAAGUACGCCGGUUCGGACACGGUACCGUCCGAUACGAUCCAGCGCAAUGGCAAGUUCGCGCGUUCCGACUCGAAGAACCUGCUGGCGAACCAGAUGUCCCAGGCAGAGUUGGCCCGAUCGCAGCGUGAUCUUGGCGGUGCAACGUCACCGAUGAGUGAAACCUCGACCAUGGCUGGCAGUGUGCUGGGGCGAUCGCAGCAAAUCACGCCCGUUCCAUCGAGCCGUGGCGGAGGUAUGAAGAGCAACAAUGCCAGCAGAACGAACCUGAUCGAGGGAAUUCCACAGACGGCGGUUUAGUGUGUAAGAGAGUAUUUUAUGUUUUGAUUUUAACCUUUUUUUUGUUUUGUUUCCCCCAUUUUUUUGUCACUUCCAUUCACAAAAAUGUCGUGUUUUUGUUGAGUACAACAUGGAACUGGCUUUUAUAAGUACUGCUACACAGCCCCAUCACAUUAUGGUUUUAACAGAAUAGCGGCGCACCGAGCAGAGGCGCACCGCAUCCUUCAGGGAGUUGCGUUUGCAAGAGCAACUCUGUCCUGUAAGUGGGUGUGCGUCAUGCGUCUUCGGUUUAGCGCCGCAAAACCCGUUGUUUAAGUAGUUUAAGUAUAUUAAUCAGUUUCGGGCAAUCGUACUAGUAGAGCUGAGUAGGUAAGUUUUAGCAAAAGUAAUGUGGGAUGUUAAAGAUCUACAAUAGAUUGUGUUAUCCCCCCCGCUCCCCUACGUCCCAACAAAGCGUUUAACGAAACCGACUGGCACAAAGUGCCUUUGGAGUUUUAAGUGAAGGGGAGUAGUAACAAUAGAAGUACAUCCCUUCGUAGCCGAUAAUGUCUUUUGACGCACAAAACAAACACAAAUCGGUGUGAAAAGAGGGUUCACUGUACGAUGAACUCCUUAACCCGUUUGUGUGUUCUACCUUAGUAUGUAAGGUUUCGUGUUAGUGUUAGGUAGUAGCAGCUAGCUUCUAAGUGUAUGUGUUACGUACUACGCGUGUUCUCAUCUGUACAUAUCGAUGCAUCCUCGUGUUGUCGUGUCAGUGUAUCCGUCCAAACGCCGUGUUUAGUUUUGUCAUCACCGUGACCAAUCAUCAUCAUCAUCAUCGUUCAUUAGCUCAUUUUUUGUGUUGUGUACGUGUUGUUGUUGUCGUUGUCCCCACGUGUGGUGUUUAAAGCUAAGCCUUUUUUUAGGUUAAGUAGUUUACUUUAGUGUAGCUGUACUGUUAGUUUCCUAGUUGCCAAGCGAUGUUAUAUCAUAGCUCGCUUGGGUUUUAUUUUUUCUAUGCGCUUGCGCUUCUUCAUCUUCCUUGAUCUUCUCGGAUCUUCUGGACAGAUCGUUGCAGUUAGCAUUUACUUUGGGCCAAACUGUGCAAAUAUUAUCCGUACUUCGAGGGGAGGCACGGACCGGGUGAUAGUGCGAGAUAGGCAGGGCAAUCCAGCCAAUCAAGCCACAUCCAGUCCCGUGUUUUCCCUCCUUUUUUUACAUUCCUUAUUAAGAUUAGUAUCUAUUCGUCUUUAAUGUUUUAUACACACACACUUACCCCCCCCCCCCAUUCAUCGUCUGCUUGUUUUAUGAUUAUUGUGUUUUUUUGUUUGUUUCUGUUAAGCAGCUCCAACAUGCUUCGUAUAAUACAUUCCUUAUUCUUUAGUACUGUUGUAUCCCGUGUAAGUGUUCUUAAGUAAUAAGCGGCAGGCGUUUUCGUAAGGCGUUUUCCAGCGAAUGGUUGAAUUUGUACAUAGCUAGUUUCGGUUUCGCUUCACACAAACUUACCAUUUAAGUAUUACGUGAUUGCCACACACAAACACACCCACAGUGGUUUAGUAAGGGGGUAUCCCAAGCGCGAGUUCAUUCGUAACUUUCGCAUUCGGCGUAUUUUAAUUCGUAACUUUCGCUAAGUACCGGUCUCCCUUUUGGGAAUGCUGUGGGCAAAAAAAUAAGACAGAAGAGAAGGAUAAAGAUCGAAUAAAUUUUAUUGUAAAACGGAACGAAACAAUGAA